Molecule: messenger RNA, 5482 nt
Organism: Parasteatoda tepidariorum (common house spider)
Lineage: Eukaryota; Metazoa; Arthropoda; Arachnida; Araneae; Theridiidae
Product: A disintegrin and metalloproteinase with thrombospondin motifs like
Biological process (GO): membrane protein ectodomain proteolysis
Molecular function (GO): metalloendopeptidase activity
Source: RefSeq, a predicted model, not a curated record
UCUUUCUUAUCCUCUUGUGCAUUCGAGAUGCUUCUGAAUUUGUGGAUGGAUGUACGUAGGAUUGAAUAUUUAUGAUAGUAUGUCAAGUAAGUGGUUCUGAAUUGGCAACAGAUUUGGCAAUGUUGUUUAUUUGAUUCGUGUUGAUUUUUAAGAUAUUAGAAGAAUUUUUAAUUAAGUGAAAAGUUGUUAAAUGAAACUGAACUGCUGUCUUCAAAUACAUUGAAAUUUUCGAUUGCACUAUGAAGUGUUUUCAAAUCUUUGUGAAAUUAAUUACAUUUUGAAGUCUUACGUAUAUGUUUCAGAAUUUGGAAAAAAAGUAUUGCAUUUUAAUUUUUUUCAAUAAUGUUUUCCAAUUUAAAGAUAUAGUUCUUCUAGUUAUUAUUUAGCAGAAAUAGUUUAAGGAAAAUUCUCAAGAUUAUUCUAAAAGAAAUACUUAUUGAUGAACACUCCAAUGAUAAAUUCAAGUUUCACUCCAUUAAACUUAGAUUGAUGUACAGAAAUGUUUAAUUAUUUUCCUUUUUUAAAAAAAAGGAAAAAUCAUGAAAACUGAAGUGAUUUCAGAAAAGAUUUUCAAAAUUGAAGAACAAAUUCUAGAAUGAAGAAAAGAUUUAUGAAUGAAGAAAGGAUGCUAAGGCAUGCAAAAAUAUUCUAGAUUAUAAAAGUGAUUCUUUAAUAUCAAACUGAUUUUAAAAAUAAAUGAAUUUUGAAUGAAAAUAAUAGCUUUUGAAUGAAGUGUUUAUUAUGAAAGUAUUGGAGUAUUUCUUAUAACUGCUAAAGUGACAUUAGAUUAGAUUAAAAAAGCGAUUCGAAAAUUGAAGAUAUUACAGAAAGAGUAACUCUAAAAAGAUAUUCUACAAGUAAGAAACCCUAAAAAAUGAGAAUGGUUCUAAGAAAAUGAACACUAACACUAGAACAAAGAAGUGGUGUUAUAAAUAAAAAUUAAGAAAACGAUUCAGCUCAUAAUAAAUGAUUGAAUGUUCUUUAACAUAAAACAACCAAAUGAGAACUUUUCUAUGAAAUAUGAAACAAAUUAUAAAUACGUUAUGUCAUAAAGCCGAAAAAUGUCCAUAAAUAGCAUAGAACACGAAUAAAUAUUCCUUGACUUAUCAUAAAACAAUCGAUUCUAGAAUAGAAUUUUAUUUCCGUCUGAUUAUAAAACUUGUUAAGACGCGUUUCAUGCACGACGGAGAAUAACUUUCCUAUUGAGAUAAACUUAGUUACCAAAUAUUGACCUCAACCUCAUUGUUUGUAAACUAUCCAAGAAAGCUACUUUGAACUGAACAUCGACUAAAGGAUUUGCUUCAUGAUAUGAUUUUCCGCAAUGGUUUUUCUCCUCGUCUCAGUUUUCGUUCAAGUCCUAACAAGUCUUAAUCCUGAAAAACAAAAGGAUUGUGGAAUAAAGAGGAAAGAUUUCUCACGAAGGGAAAAAAUAAUUUUUAGUGUUCGUGAGGCACCAUGCUGUUACUGAAGAUACAUAUGACAACGACAUUCCAUCCAAAGAUCCACCAUUCAUAACUCUUUAAAAUAGAUUAAUCAUGGAAAUAAUGAGAUUUCAAAUAGUGUACUGGCUAUGGGUUAUUCUUAAGAUGACAAGUAGUUUUGAUCAUAACAAGAAAAUUCAUCGUACUAAGCCGCUUCACAAACGUAUGGAUCCAGUUCUCUUAAGGCAAACGUUUCAUGUUGAAUCCUAUGAUCAAGUUCCUCAAUACGAAGUGGUGCAUGUUCGUGCUGUAUCUAAACGCAGUACAGCUAACAGUCAAGUACGGCGAGUGCAUUUAUCAGCAUUUGGUCGUGAUAUGCAUUUAAAUUUACAAAGAAACGAUGAUUUUGAUUCUCGUCUUAGAUCUAUGAAAAUGUAUUUGGCAGAAAGUACGAACAAUGGAAUCCAGUACAAAGAGAUGCCCCCGGAAGAUGAUGAUCCUGGUACUACUUAUCACGAUUUAGAUCAAAUGGCUGCAGUAACUAUUCGCCAUGGAAACGACGGAAAACUACAGAUGGAAGGUACUAUUGGCAAUGAUCUUGUUGUUAAACCUGUGCCAACAGCUAUCCUAGUGCCCGAGGAUGGUUUUGUUGAUGAUGAGAUGUUUUUAGAUGAAGAUGAAAGCUACGAACGGAGUAGGAAUAACACUAUUGCGGGAUCGACUCUAAGAUCUUCUCCAUCUUCCCGAAGAAAUCUUCCCAAUUCCAGAGGAGGUGCUCACGUUGUUUAUAGAGGGCCAACAGCUUCAAAUGAUUCACACAGUGAUUUUUUACCUCUAGAUUCAGUUCAAGGUACUUACAAUUGGGAAGCAGCAAGAACACGUCCAAGAGCCAACAUGGGUAGAAGAAAUAAAAGAGCUCUAGCUCCCUCUUCGGUGUGGCCAGAAAUUUUACUAUUAGUUGAUUAUGGGAGUUUUGUUCUUCACGGUUUAAGCAGUCGUCACAUCAAGCGGUAUUUUGUCAGUUUCUGGAAUGGGGUAGAUUUGAGGUACAAGGCUUUAUCAAGUCCACAAAUUAGAAUAAGUUUAGCUGGAAUUAUUGUUGCGAAGAGCAAAGAUGCCACACCCUAUUUGGAACGAAACCGAUUGCCGAGUCCCAAUCGUGAUGCUAUUGAUGCUGCCGCAGCCUUAACAGAUAUGGGAAAAUAUUUAUACCAAGAAAAUAGGCUGCCUGCUUAUGACAUGGCAGUUGUUAUGACAAAAUUAGACAUGUGUAGAAAGCAGUUCGGUGGAGGUAGAUGCAGUAGGGGCACAGCAGGUUUUGCUUAUGUGGGUGGAGCGUGCGUCGUGAACAAACGAUUAGAGAAAGUGAAUAGUGUGGCUAUUAUAGAGGACAGUGGCGGGUUCAGUGGCAUCAUAGUGGCGGCACAUGAAGUUGGCCACCUUUUGGGAUGUGUUCAUGAUGGAUCUCCACCACCGAGCUAUCUGGGAGGCCCUGGAGCGACACGGUGUCCAUGGGAAGAUGGUUUCAUCAUGAGUGAUCUCCGGCACACAGAUCGAGGUUUCAAAUGGUCCUCAUGCAGCGUUGAACAAUUCAAACAUUUCUUAAAUGGAGAAACAGCUUCCUGCCUUUUCAACUAUCCGGAUGAUAAUAAAUUAUUGGCCAGAGAAUUACCAGGAACCAUGCUCACACUUGAUGAACAGUGUGAAAGAGAUCGAGGAACUCAAGCUUGCUUCAAAGACAGUCGAGUUUGUGCUCAAUUAUUUUGCUAUGACAAUGAUUCAGGCUAUUGCGUUUCAUUUCGACCAGCUGCAGAAGGCUCUUCGUGUGGUGAUGGGCAGGUGUGCAAAAAUGGAAAAUGCAUAGUAGAUAAUGAAAACAUAAUUCCUGAUUACACCCACGUCACAAGAUCAAUAGCAAAUCGCAUUGAUAAAGAACCACCGAAACAAACAACGAGUAGGCCAUCACCUGUAAGAGUGAACAAACCAAUCAGCAGGGCUUCCAGAAGACCGCCCAGACCUUCCAUAUCUAACAGAAAUAGCAUUAAGCCAGUUCAAAAACAAACACCAUCCACAACUUCAACAACUACUACAACGACAACAGUCAGUGCACCAAAAGAUUGUGAAGAUAUUGUGGAAAAACUUGCGGGUGGACUUACUUGCACAGAAUUCUUAGAGCGGUACGGAGACCGAUAUUGUAGGCACAAUUACAUGAUUAAAAAUUGCUGUCAUUCUCAUCAAAUAGUGUGUGCCAAUAGUUAAAUUUCUCCUGUUUUUUGUGGAUUCUUAUUAACUUUUACAGGGUCAAUUCUUUCUAAGGAAUAAAUCUUUUAGCGUGUGAGGAAGAUUAUUGUAAGAUAGUGGUGAGAGCACAGCAUCACUUUUCUACCCAAACUUUGUGCGAUGUGAAUUUGUAACUGCGUGUGUUUCAAUUGUCAAAAGUGGGCCGUUUGGCCAAAUUUAGUUCCUUCUGUUUUUAAUAUGGACUUCAUAAGAAGCAAGGUUGUUGAUUUUUGUUUACAAAGUGUGUGCGAUCGUUGGGUAAAAGAUCAUUAGACUCAUUAACGGUUAUGUGAUUGUAGUCACUGUGUAAUAUUUUCCUUAAUUCAAUUUUACAAUUAUAAUUAAUUUUCAUGUGAAAAUAUUAAUUUUUUAUUCAUAUUUACAUUAGUACAGGCUUUAUCAACUUACCUUAAUUACAGUUUGAUAAAUACCGGUGUUCAAUUUAAUUUUAGAGCUAUUACGUGUUUCAUUGUUUUAAGAAUUGAGGCCAAGUAUUCUUUUUUUCUUGAAUUUAAAUUUUAAAUUCUGUUUUUAUAGUAAAUUUAUAAAGAAAACAAUCCUCAACACAACUAGAAAUGUGAUAGCCUCAUAAUGGUAGCCUUAAAGAUGUUUCAGUUUCAGAAACGUCGUAGGAGAAAAAUAUUAAUAAUAAGUAUUCAAUCUAAAAACUUAAAUGUGUUUUUUUGAGGUUUAAAUAACAUGUAAUGCCAAUAAAUAAAGAUUUAUGACGGCAGCAGUUAAAUUCUGUGUGUGAACGAAGAUAUUUACGUUAAAAAAUGUAAAAUUGAUGUUUAAUAAACUUUUAUGUUAAGGCAAAUCAAUGGAAACGCUUAUUUUUUUUUAAAGAAAAAUGCUAUUUGGUAUGAAUAAAGGUUUCAACUUUAAGAAAAUAUUUAAUUUCAUGUUAUUUAAAGAUUUUUAUUGUAUCCAGGACAUUGACAUCCCAUUUUCUUUAAUCAAAAAGGCUUUCUUCAACAUAAAGUGCAAAAAUUAUAAAUAAUAAAAUAUUGCUUUAUUAAUAAGGGAGAAAAAAAUCUUUGUUAUUUUUUAAACUUUUAUAAAUUAAGUGUUCAAAUAUUAUUAAACAAUUAAGAAAAGCCUUUUACUUAGAAAAAACUUAAUUUAUUCAUUGAAAGUGUACGUUUUAGUGAGUGUUUUCUGAAUAUUUUUAAUGAAUAUAAUAAUUAAAUAAGUACAUAUAUCCUUCCGAUGAAUUAUCAUAUAAAAUACUGCAGUUCAAUCACAAAUUGUUUAAAACUUUUAGAAAAAUUGAAAUAAAAAAUAUAAAUUGCAGGUAAAUUGCGUUUUCACUCGAUGCUUUAUAAUUUGGAUAUCAGUUUUGCAACAUCAGAAUCUCAAUUUCUUAAGAGAAAAAACAGACAAUGAUGGAAACAAACACUUUGAUGUUUCGAUACCAUCUUCAUUUUUAAAUCCUAUUGCCUUAUCCCAACGAUAGACAAAUGACACAUCUUAUUCAUUGUUUUCAUUUAUUUUCAUUCACUUAUCAUUUUCAUCAGAGUGGUUUUUCUUUUCUUUUUUAAAGUAUUCUGACAAAUGACGAAUUUACAUAUUUAUUUCCCUUGUACUGCAGAAUGAUAAUAAUGUUCUAUUUUGCGAAUAAUUUAAUUUAAAUAAGUUCUGGUAUAUAGAUAAUUUUUUUUCUCUAAAAAUACUUAAUUUCUGUUUUGCUUCUGGUUCAAUGUUUUUACAGUUUCGGGAAUUCAAACAAAUCUGGGAUCGAUAUUUAUAAAUAUACAAUGAGUAAAAAAAUUGUUAGAGAA